UGGAAACCAACUCCAAACACACACACAGAAACGCUCAUUUUUUUCCUGUCUUGUCUAUAAACCAUAGCUUGUAUAACAAGCAAAAACGUUCUAGCUAGCUAGCUAGUUUUGGUCAAAUAAAGAUUCAUCAUUCUCUUAUAAAGAUAUAUAUGAUGAAAUCAUUCUAUCCGGUGAUGUCUCUCUUCUUAUUACUAUUGUCGGCUACAUGUUCAGCGACGGUGCAAAACGCUGCGGAUUGUGCGGCGGUGGGAACGCUGGUCUCGUCGUGCACGAAGUUUGUAAACUACGGUUACCCGGAUCCGAUACCAGGGUCGAGCUGCUGCGAUGCGAUGACGGUGAUCGGGACCUACUCUGAUUCGUCGGAUAAGAGAAAGUGGCUCUGUAAUUGCUUCAUGGAACUCAUCAAUGUCUAUAACUCUAACGCCACCGCCAUUUCUACGUUAUCUGGUUUCUGCGGUGUUGUUUUGGGUUUCACCAUCGACCCUAACACCGAUUGCAACUUCAUUCAGUGAAGGCACUAAAAUCUUUCAAGGCUCAGUGGAUUCAGAACGAUGUCGUACCACUCACGAAUUAUGUGUUUAAAUCUGACUGAGGAGGGUUUGGUUAUAUCCUAAACAAAGAUGUAUUAAACUCAUUGUUGUUGUCUUGGAAAAAUAGUUACAUCAGUUAGGUUUUGUUUAGUUUCAGUUUUUCUAAUAUCUAAAUAAUCUAAUCAUUUUAGUCAUUUCAACAUUCCGUUUUUGACACAGUUUA
Messenger RNA from Camelina sativa (false flax), 753 nucleotides. RefSeq names its product putative non-specific lipid-transfer protein 14. NCBI's taxonomy places the organism in Eukaryota, Viridiplantae, Streptophyta, Magnoliopsida, Brassicales, Brassicaceae. Gene Ontology annotation, molecular function: lipid binding. The record is from RefSeq and is a predicted model, not a curated record. Gene Ontology annotation, biological process: lipid transport.